This is a messenger RNA of Triticum aestivum (bread wheat), 612 nucleotides long. Its product is annotated as germin-like protein 1-2. Lineage: Eukaryota; Viridiplantae; Streptophyta; Magnoliopsida; Poales; Poaceae. The record is from RefSeq and is a predicted model, not a curated record. Gene Ontology annotation, molecular function: manganese ion binding. The transcript has a single exon. Bases 1 to 612 code for a protein of 203 amino acids.
AUGAUGCUCCGGGCGCUGCUGGUCGCGGCGGCCCUUGCUGUGGCGGCGCCGCGCAUGCUCUCGGACCCGCUGCCGCUCCAGGACCUCUACGUAGCCAACCUGAAGGCCGCCACAGCGGUCAACGGGUUCCCUUGCAAGGCGCUGUCGACGGUGGCGGAUGACGACUUCUUCUCCAACACCAUGGUCACCGCGCCCCGCACUGACACCAACCCCUUUAGCGUCAACUCCACACACGCCACUGUGUCAGUCUUCCCGGGCCUCAACACGCUGGGGCUCUCCAUCACGCGCAUCGACCUCGCCCCGGGCGGCCUCAACCCGCCGCACUCGCACCCGCGCGGCUCCGAGCUCGUGCUGGUGCUCAAGGGUGAGGUCAUGGUCGGGUUCACGUCCGCGGACAACCGACUCUACUCCAAGGUUGUGAAGAAGAACGAGCUCUACGUCGUGCCCCACGGCCUGCAGCAUUUCCAGCUCAGCGUCGGCAAGGGGGACGCCGUGUUCAUGGCCAUGUUCGACGCCCAAUCGCCGGGAUUUGUCAUGCCCACCCUCGGGCUCUUCGCCAGCAAGCCGGCCAUGCCCAUGGAGGUGCUCACCAAGACCUUCCUCAUGGGCUAA